AUAGAACACAUUUCAGUUAUUGUUAAGAUACCACGUUGAACGACCGCGUCCGCAGUCAGAAAGUUUGUCCGACAUUUAAACGCGAGUGUUCACUUUAAUUAAUUAUAUUAUCCUUUGCUUUUUUAAGACAUAAGUGUUAAGGGACGAUAAUCAAAGGUAAAAGCAGAGGGUUUGUCAGCGAUGCGGGCGGGCCUCUCGUGACAGUAUAGAAGUGAACACUAGAAGACGGUGACAUCUGACGGACAUGGCGCUAUCAAAUAACUCCUUCUCGAAGACCUACCAUCGGUUAUUUGUAGAAUUAGCCGAUCCGCGAACGAAUGAUUGGUUCUUAAUAACGAGCCCUGUGCCGGGGCUGACGAUUCUCGGCCUGUACUUGUACUUCACUUUGAAAUGGGGCCCACGCUACAUGGCCGACAAGAAACCCUUCCAGCUGCAGAAGACUUUGGUCAUCUACAACUUCAUCCAAGUCUUUCUCAGCAUUUGGUUGUUCUACGAGGGGCUCGAUGCUGGUUGGUUGAGGACUUACAGCUGGAAGUGUCAACCGGUUGAUUUCUCAAGAUCACCUGAAGCUAUGAGAGUCGCAAGAGGGGUUUAUGUCUAUUUCCUAGCGAAGAUGUCCGAACUUCUAGAUACGAUAUUCUUCGUCAUAAGAAAGAAGAAUAGACAGAUCACAUUCCUGCAUAUGUACCAUCACACGGUGAUGCCGAUGAUCUCUUGGGGUGCCACCAAGUACUACCCGGGUGGCCAUGGAACUCUGAUUGGUGUCAUCAAUUCCUUCGUCCACAUCGUCAUGUAUACAUACUACAUGCUAUCGGCGAUGGGACCUCAGUACCAGAGAUUCUUGUUCUGGAAACGGCACAUCACCACCUUACAAAUGCUCCAGUUCUGCAUAACCUUCAUCCAUUCAUCUCAACUACUGUUCUACGACUGCGGCUACCCCCGAUGGUCUGUCGUCUUCACGCUGCCAAACUCUAUUUUCUUCUACUAUCUGUUCUAUGACUUUUACUACAAGGCUUAUGGGAAACCCUCCGAUAAAAAGGCAAAGAGUGAAGUAAAGAAUGGCACUUGCGGUCAGGAGUAUUCAGAGAAAAACGGUACAGCUAAUGGUCAUAUAACAGAUAAGAAUUACAGUGCGUUCCAAAGCAACGGUGAGGUUAGAAAUAAAAUAAAAAAGGAUAAUUAAAAUUUCGAUUGAAGGAGAUAUUGUACAUAGUAGAUUAUUGAUUGUAAAUAAAGAGAAGCUACGAUAUUAUGAUCUACGAAAUAAAUACGGAUAUAGUACGAAUUGAGUUAAGAAGCCUCGUAUGCACAAGUGAUAGAUAUAAGGAGAAAAAAGUUACCAAGUUUUAAUCGAAUGACGAUAGAUGGCGGUUUUAAGCAAUAGUUUUAUUGUUUGAGAAAGUGAAUCGCAGUAGAAGAAGGCCUUGCAUAAAAUAUCUCAUGAUCAGAAAAGAGUACCUUGACUGUAAUGACUAUUGAUAGAUACGGUGAGAGAUGAAGAUAUUCUAUAAGUUGUUUAAUGUUUUCUUAAAAUACCUAUAAAUACUAAUAAUGUUAAUAAAUAACGCCAUGCUACUGAAAUCUUGAUUGUCUUGCUUCUACGAUAUAAGAAUUUAGGAAUACAUUUAUCUAGGACUUUUAGAUAAAUAUUAUUCUAUACAUAGUGACAAAAACAAAUAUUAUUCGUUAGAAUGUACAGUACAGUACAUAAACUAUGAGAAAUUUUGUUUUUAAUAAAUACCACUUUGUUAAUGUUGUUAAUAAUACGAUGUAAACAAUAUUAAAAACAUAGUUAUGUAAUGAAAUUAUAUAAUUGUAUUUUCAAAUGAUAUUUUGUGUUUUAAAACUUCAAAGCAGUGGCAAUGUCGUAUUGUCAUCGAUCAAAAGUUUUUAAUCAGCGCCCCCUAUCGAACGUGAAGUACGCCAAUAAAUAUCGUACAAAGUCGACGUUGUUACGAAUAUGUUUUCUCAACUAUCAUCAAACAUUGAUGAUAGCAACAAUAAGAAUUUCAAAUAAACUUUAUUUAAAAUAUAAUGAAAUACAUAGUCAAUGUAUAAGAAUACUUGUUAUUUUUAAAUGUUAAGUGAAGAAUUAUUUGUAUAUAUUUUGUUUUAUGUUAAUCUUAAAAUAAACUGUGAAUUA
Molecule: messenger RNA, 2143 nt
Organism: Papilio polytes (common Mormon)
Lineage: Eukaryota; Metazoa; Arthropoda; Insecta; Lepidoptera; Papilionidae
Gene: sit
Product: elongation of very long chain fatty acids protein 7-like
Exons: 6
Coding region: 245-1183 (312 amino acids)
Biological process (GO): sphingolipid biosynthetic process; fatty acid elongation, polyunsaturated fatty acid; very long-chain fatty acid biosynthetic process
Cellular component (GO): endoplasmic reticulum membrane
Molecular function (GO): fatty acid elongase activity
Source: RefSeq, a predicted model, not a curated record